GUCACAAUUCUAAAUCAACAAACAAAAAGAAAAAAGAAAAAUCACUCAUUUUUCUCAACUUCGUUCAUUUCCCGCAAACAUACUUCGACACUAUAUCGACAAAUCUCUGAAUUCUUCGGUUGAAAAUCUCACUGUUUAUAGAUACCAUCUAGUAAGAGUCUUUGAGUAUUUCUUAAAUCUAACGACAAUGGCAUUGGGGAAGAAGAGAAUCGUUGCCCAGAAAUUGAAUCCGAAGCAUCGUCGUGAUGCCGAUGAUGGUGGAUUAGGGUUAGAGUUAGAGUUUGUUCAGUACAAGAGUGGAUUUGGGAGAAAGAGAAUUCUAAUCUCAACAGAUGAUGAGAUUGGAGAUUCGGUUUUCACUUCACCUGUCGGAAAAAUCACGACGAAGAAGCUCUGCGAUAAAACUUUAGUUGCAGUUGCUCAAAUUCGAGAACUUGAAGAUCUUCCGCAAGAUAUUCUGGUGAGGAUUAUCUGUGGGGUCGAGCAUGAAGACUUGAAACAAUUGUUUCAUGUUUCAAAGACAAUAAGAGAAGCUACAUUGAUCGCAAAGCAGUUACACUUCGCGUAUAGUACACCUCGGAAAACCUCUGUUUUCCACAAUCCGUUUGGUUUAUGCGAUGACAAUGAUGAUGAGAUUGAAGCCCCAGGAGCUCCAUUGCAGAAAAGAUCCCGCCUUUCGCGGAUAAACCGCAACAAGGACGAUUCUGGAGUCUCAAUGGCUCUGUUCAACUAAAUCAAACAACUUGGUUUGAGGCGAAUACCAUCAACUCUGUUUCUUCAAGCUACUUAAUUGAAGAAAAAGGGCUUUAAGUUUAUGUUAUUUAGUUUUGGUCUGAACAAGUCUCUGUAAAUUAAAGAAAAAGGGUUUUAAGUUUAUGCUAUUUAGUUUUGGUUUGGGCAGUCUCUGUAAAUUGAGGAAAAAGGGUUUUAGUUAUGGUUAGAUAAACAGAAAGAUAGGGUUUUGGAAAGGA
Eutrema salsugineum is the source of this 971-nucleotide messenger RNA. RefSeq names its product F-box protein At1g61340. Bases 188 to 733 code for a protein of 181 amino acids. Gene Ontology annotation, molecular function: protein binding. Lineage: Eukaryota; Viridiplantae; Streptophyta; Magnoliopsida; Brassicales; Brassicaceae. The transcript has 4 exons. The record is from RefSeq and is a predicted model, not a curated record.